Molecule: messenger RNA, 1599 nt
Organism: Spathaspora passalidarum NRRL Y-27907
Lineage: Eukaryota; Fungi; Ascomycota; Pichiomycetes; Serinales; Debaryomycetaceae
Gene: CRH11
Product: transglycosylase
Exons: 1
Coding region: 55-1452 (465 amino acids)
Biological process (GO): carbohydrate metabolic process; fungal-type cell wall organization
Cellular component (GO): fungal-type cell wall
Molecular function (GO): glycosyltransferase activity; hydrolase activity, hydrolyzing O-glycosyl compounds
Source: RefSeq, a predicted model, not a curated record
AGAUAAACUUCCUACCCGUUAUUUCCUUUUGGUAUUUAUUAUAGAUAAUAUCCCAUGAAAUAUAUAACACUCGCUACUAUAGCAACCACUCUUGUUGCAUUUGUUAAUGCUGCAUGCGACCCAUUACAAGGUACCUGUCCUGCUGAUGCUGCCUUGGGCUCGUCAUUCCGAGAAGAUUUCCAGAGUGGGCCAGGUCCACACUUUGUGCAGUUGGACAAGCAAGGUUCCGUUGAUUACGGAGACAAUGGUGUCUCAUUGACCAUCAAUAACAGAUUCGACAACCCUACAUUGGAAUCAAACUUCUAUAUCAUGUUUGGUAAAGUUGAAGUCGUUUUACAAGCUGCAUUAGGUAAAGGUAUUGUGUCCUCCUUCUAUUUACAAUCUGAUGAUUUAGAUGAAAUAGAUAUUGAAUUGUUUGGUGGUGAUGCUUACGAAUUCCAAUCCAAUUAUUUCAUCAAGGGUAAUACAGCUACUUGGGACAGAGGUGGAUAUCAUCCUACUUCCUCGAGUCCCUUGGAAAAUUUCCACACUUAUACUAUUGACUGGAGCGAAGACAGUUUAUCGUGGAUUCUUGAUGGUAACACUGUGAGAACUAUCGAUACUAGUAACCCACAAGGUUAUCCACAAUCCCCAAUGAAGAUAUAUGCUGGUGUUUGGGCUGGUGGUGAUCCAGAUAAUCAACCAGGUACCAUUGAAUGGGCCGGUGGUAUUACUGAUUAUUCCCAAGCACCAUUCUCAAUGCAUAUCAAGUCAAUCAUCGUUACUGACUAUUCCAGCGGUGAUAAGUAUACUUAUUCUGACACUUCUGGUUCUUGGCAAUCUAUUAAGGCUGAAAAUGGUGAAGUUAAUGGCAGAUACCAACAAGCCCAAGCCGAUUUCCAAAGUUUACAGAAUGGUGGUAGUGUUUCAGCAAAAUCAGUUGCUCCAGCAGCAUCUAGUACUUCCAUUGCCACUUCUUCAGUCCCAUCAUCUUCAACUGUUGCUCCUCAACAUCCAACAUCAUUGACUUCUUCCGCCUCAAGCAGUUCGGAAGCAACCACUUCAGACCCAACUACUUCAUCCACAUCUGCUCCAAGUCCAGCAGUGUCUAGUUCAGUACAAACUCCAUCCAGUUUAGUCUUUAUUCAAACUACCGGAGAAUUGACCACUUCAUCUACUCCAACCCAAACUCCAACCCAAGCCCCAACUCAAGCAUCAGUUCAAGCACCAGUUCAAUCUUCAAAACCAGUGGCUUUCACACCAAACAUUUCGGCUUCUCCAACCGGAGCAGCAUCAGUGGUCACAGUCGGCGGUCACUCUUCCAAUUUCAUCACCUUUAUUUCCACCACUAAUGGAAGUCCAACUGACACUCCAGUCGCCACUCAAUCUUCCAACUCCGCUAAUAGCUCUAAUUCACUUAAGGUGAUUUCUAUUCUUGGUGCUAUUGGUUUGAUUUCUUCGUUAAUGUUUUAAAAACAAAAAGUAUGGUAUGGUGUACUAUUUCCGUUUAAUUUCUUGUUAUGAUAUUUUGUAAAGUUUUCUUCUAGACUUUUUCGUUUAGUUUAGCAUUAAUUUAUGUUGCAUUUGAUUUAUAAAUAUUACUCUGUAGUGCCUGUUUGC